Molecule: messenger RNA, 1506 nt
Organism: Alternaria atra
Lineage: Eukaryota; Fungi; Ascomycota; Dothideomycetes; Pleosporales; Pleosporaceae
Exons: 5
Coding region: 1-1506 (501 amino acids)
Source: RefSeq, a predicted model, not a curated record
AUGAAGCUUCGAAGAUCUUGCUUGGCCGCUGCAUGCUUUGCUACAGGCAUCCUCGCUUCAUCUCCAGUCGUCCAAUCGCAAGCUGGUAUCUACCAAGGACGCUACCUUCCGGAGUUUGAUCAGGAUCUAUUUUUGGGCGUCAAGUUUGCUCCAAAGCCAGUACGCUUUGCUCCCGCCGAGCUCAUUUCUGAUGCGCCUGCGACAUAUCACAAUGUCACGCAGUAUGGGCUUGAUUGUAAGGGUUAUGGGUCCGACACGAACACCUUGGUUGCCGCCAAUUUGACGAAGAUGGGAGAAGAUUGCCUGCACUUGAACAUCGUUAAACCAAGGACAAAUGAAACAGAUCUCCCCGUCUUACUAUGGAUCUACGGAGGUGGGUGGCAGCAAGGUGCUACUAGCGAUCCACGAUACAACAUGAGCUAUAUCGUACAGCAAUCAGUACUGAAUAAAAAACCCGUCAUCGGCAUCUCGAUUAACUACCGCAUGGCAGCGUUUGGUUUCCUAUACAGCUCCCAGGUCGAGGAUGCUGGUGCACAGAAUCUAGGACUUCGCGAUCAACGACUCGCCAUGCAAUGGGUCAACAAGCAUAUAUCGUCUUUCGGGGGCGAUCCCACAAAAGUCACGAUCUGGGGCGAGUCAGCGGGCGCGUACUCUGUCGGUGACCACAUAGCCGCAUACAACGGCGAAAAUGAAGGUCUUUUCCGCGCGGCGAUUCUGGAAAGUGGCGGCGCUGUUGGUGCGCCGCUCAAUGGCACAGACUGGUACCAGCACAUGUACGACAACCUCACUGCAUCAGUCGGCUGCGCUGGCGCCAAAGAUACGCUCCAGUGUCUUCGCGACGUGCCUUACGAGACUAUCGCGCCAUACGGCUACCAAGGUCUCGAAUGGUUCCACGUGAUAGAUGGCAGCUUGAUACCCCGAUACGGCUCAGAAUCCUUGCGAGAAGGCAAGUUUGCAAAGAUUCCCCUCAUCCUCGGCACCAAUACCGACGAAGGCUUUGGUGUAAAUGGGGUGAACAACGACUCCGACGCCAUCAACCAAAUGGUGCACUCCAAGCGCUGGAACAUCAAUGAAACUACCGCAGAUCGAUUACUUGAGCUAUACCCCAACGACCCUGCACUCGGCGAGCCGUACGGAUGGGGUAACCGUACAUGGCCGCAGUAUGGCCUGCAAUACAAGCGCUACCAGAGUAUUGCAACUGAUCUGACAAUGUAUGCUCCGCGGAGAGCGCUUGCGCAAAGCAUGAGUUCGUUCGUGGAUGGUGUAUACUCGUAUCGAUGGGAUGCGCCGAAGUUUAACAACACCCCAGACACAAUUGGCGUCAACCACUUCUCCGAGAUACCUUUUGUGUUUGGAAACACGGAGCAGCAGAUUACUCCUUUGGGUAACAGCUCGGAGAAUAUCGCGUUGUCGAAACUGGUGAUGCGGAUGUGGACAUCCUUUGCGUAUGAUCUUAAUCCUAAUGGCCAUGGUGGUGAGUUUGCCUACCUGUUAUCCUUGGAGUAA